AUGAAUAAUUAUUCGGAAAACGAUUCGGAUUCUACUGUUGAAGAAACAUUGGUGAUGCUAAAUUUUCCACAAUUAAAUAAUGAUGAAAAUAAAUUAAAAAAUUUAAAUAUUUUUCGUAAGAAGAAAAGUGAACAUCCUGAAAAAAUACCAAAUUCAAAUAACUUACCAAACCAGUAUACAAUUAAUGAUAUAAAUGGAAUCGAAAUUGAUUUAACUAAAGAUAAUAAUAAUAAUACAGAAGAAACUUUGAAUAAUGAUAUUAUACUUAAUAAAAACGACAAUAACGUAAAUUGUAAUAGUUAUGAUAUUCAAGAAAAUAAUAAACAAUGUAAUAAUAGAGAGGUUCAAUAUAAAAUGAAUGAAAAUGUUAUAAAUUCUGAUUCUUAUAUGGUUAAUGAAACUAAUAAAGAAUUAGUGGAUAACGAUAAAUGCACUCUUAAAAAAAGUGAAAGCUGUUUAGAUAAUAAUAUUAUAGAUAAUAUACCAUUUGAAGUUAAUAGUAUAACUUUAAAAAAUAUAUUCACUGAAAACCCUCAAUGUGUAAUAAAUGAUAAAUAUAAAUUUAAAGGUAUUCAGACUUCUAGCAUUGGAACAAAUUUAUAUUUUAAAGAGCCUGAAAGCUUAAAAAAUAAAAAUGACUUAAAAAAUUAUGAGAUAUCAUAUGAUGAUUAUAACAGAAAUAUAAAAAAUGAAAAUAAAAUGACUAGAGAUGAUUUUACAAUUUACGAAGGUUAUUCUACAAAAAUAAUUUCUUUCAAAAUAGAUUAUUAA
Messenger RNA from Plasmodium gallinaceum, 771 nucleotides. RefSeq names its product conserved Plasmodium protein, unknown function. The transcript has a single exon. Bases 1 to 771 code for a protein of 256 amino acids. NCBI's taxonomy places the organism in Eukaryota, Apicomplexa, Aconoidasida, Haemosporida, Plasmodiidae. The record is from RefSeq and is a predicted model, not a curated record.